AGGCGGGCUUAAUGAGCAGGAAGUCCGGUGUUGACGAUUGGCUGUAUCGCUGAAGGGCCUGUAGCUGGGGUUCCUGGUUGGAUGUUGGUUUACUCUUUCUCCAGCCUUUUUUCGGACCCUACCCUGGCCCGGCACACUUGGGGCGAGACGGCGGCGGCGACUUUCUCCUCGCCGCCAUGCACGACGCUUUCGAGCCAGUGCCAAUCCUAGAAAAGCUGCCUCUGCAGAUCGACUGUCUGGCUGCCUGGGAGGAAUGGCUUCUGGUGGGAACCAAACAAGGACAUCUUCUCCUCUAUAGGAUUCGGAAGGACGUUGGUUGCAACAGGUUUGAAGUGACACUAGAGAAAUCCAAUAAGAACUUCUCCAAAAAGAUUCAGCAGAUCCAUGUGGUUUCCCAGUUUAAGAUUCUGGUCAGCUUGUUAGAAAAUAACAUUUAUGUCCAUGACCUAUUGACAUUUCAACAAAUCACUACAGUUUCAAAGGCAAAGGGAGCAUCACUGUUCACAUGUGACCUCCAGCACACAGACACUGGUGAGGAGGUGUUGCGGAUGUGUGUGGCAGUGAAAAAGAAGCUGCAGCUCUAUUUCUGGAAGGACAGGGAAUUUCAUGAAUUGCAGGGGGAUUUUAGUGUACCAGAUGUGCCCAAGUCCAUGGCAUGGUGUGAAAAUUCUAUCUGUGUGGGUUUCAAGAGAGACUACUACCUAAUAAGGGUGGAUGGAAAGGGGUCCAUCAAAGAGCUCUUUCCAACAGGAAAACAGCUGGAGCCCUUAGUUGCACCUCUGGCAGAUGGAAAAGUAGCUGUGGGCCAGGAUGAUCUCACCGUGGUGCUCAAUGAGGAGGGGACCUGCACACAGAAAUGUGCCCUGAACUGGACAGACAUACCAGUGGCCAUGGAGCACCAGCCUCCCUACAUCAUCGCAGUGUUGCCUCGAUACGUGGAGAUCCGAACGUUUGAGCCGAGACUGUUGGUCCAGAGCAUCGAACUGCAAAGGCCCCGUUUCAUUACCUCAGGAGGAUCAAACAUUAUCUAUGUGGCCAGCAAUCAUUUUGUUUGGAGACUCAUUCCUGUUCCCAUGGCAACCCAAAUCCAACAGCUUCUCCAGGACAAGCAGUUCGAAUUGGCUCUGCAGCUGGCAGAAAUGAAAGAUGACUCUGAUAGUGAAAAGCAGCAACAAAUUCAUCACAUCAAGAACUUGUAUGCCUUCAACCUCUUCUGCCAGAAGCGUUUUGAUGAGUCCAUGCAGGUUUUUGCUAAGCUCGGCACAGAUCCCACCCAUGUGAUGGGCCUGUACCCCGACCUGCUGCCCACUGACUACAGGAAGCAGUUGCAGUAUCCGAACCCGUUGCCUGUGCUCUCGGGGCCUGAACUGGAGAAGGCUCAUUUAGCUCUGAUUGACUACCUGACACAGAAACGAAGUCAACUGGUAAAGAAGCUGAAUGACUCUGAUCACCAGUCUAGCACCUCCCCGCUCAUGGAAGGCACUCCCACCAUCAAAUCCAAGAAGAAGCUGCUGCAAAUCAUUGACACUACCCUGCUCAAGUGCUACCUCCAUACGAAUGUGGCCCUGGUGGCCCCCUUGCUGCGUCUGGAGAACAAUCAUUGCCACAUCGAGGAGAGCGAGCAUGUGCUGAAGAAGGCUCACAAGUACAGUGAGCUGAUAAUCCUAUAUGAGAAGAAAGGGCUCCACGAGAAAGCUCUGCAGGUGCUGGUGGACCAGUCCAAGAAAGCAAACUCCCCUCUGAAAGGCCACGAGAGGACGGUGCAGUACCUGCAACAUCUGGGCACAGAAAACCUGCAUUUGAUUUUUUCCUACUCAGUGUGGGUGCUGAGAGACUUCCCAGAAGAUGGCCUGAAGAUAUUUACUGAAGAUCUCCCAGAGGUGGAGUCUCUGCCACGUGAUCGAGUGCUCGGCUUCUUAAUAGAGAAUUUCAAGGGUCUGGCUGUUCCUUAUCUGGAACACAUCAUCCACGUGUGGGAGGAGACAGGCUCCCGGUUCCACAACUGCCUGAUCCAGCUGUACUGUGAGAAGGUGCAAGGCCUGAUGAAGGAGUAUCUCCAGUCCUUCCCCGCAGGCAAAACUCCAGUCCCUGCUGGAGAGGAAGAGGGUGAGCUGGGAGAAUACCGGCAAAAGCUUCUUAACUUCUUGGAGAUUUCCAGCUACUAUGAUCCAGGCCGGCUCAUCUGUGAUUUCCCUUUUGAUGGCCUCUUAGAAGAACGAGCUCUCCUGUUGGGACGCAUGGGGAAACAUGAACAAGCUCUCUUCAUUUAUGUCCACAUCUUGAAGGACACGAGGAUGGCUGAGGAGUACUGCCACAAACACUAUGACCAAAAUAAAGAUGGCAACAAAGAUGUGUAUCUGUCCCUGCUUCGGAUGUACCUGUCACCCCCCAGCAUUCACUGCCUGGGGCCCAUCAAGCUGGAACUGCUGGAGCCACAGGCCAACCUCCAGGCCGCCCUGCAGGUCCUCGAGCUGCACCACAGCAAACUGGACACCACCAAGGCCCUCAACCUUCUGCCAGCAAACACUCAGAUCAACGACAUACGCAUCUUUCUGGAAAAGGUCUUGGAGGAAAAUGCACAAAAGAAACGGUUUAAUCAAGUGCUCAAGAACCUUCUCCAUGCAGAGUUCCUGAGGGUCCAGGAAGAGCGGAUUUUACACCAGCAGGUGAAGUGCAUCAUCACAGAGGAGAAAGUGUGCAUGGUGUGCAAGAAGAAGAUCGGGAACAGUGCAUUUGCAAGAUACCCCAAUGGAGUGGUCGUGCACUACUUCUGUUCUAAAGAGGUAAACCCAGCUGACACCUGAGCCCAGCAUCCCAGGGAUUCAGCAGAUGGACGCAUGGCUCUCUUGGAGAGGUGAAGGAGCACCAGGCCUUAGAAUUGUGGGCUGCCACCACCAGAUGUCUCCUCAUUUGGACACUACCAGCUAUCUUGCACCCUGGAACAUCUCUGAAUUAAUUAGACUCGUGGUCUGGCUUUACCAGCUUUUUAAUAGAAAAAGAGAUUAGUAAUACCUUAUACCAUUAUGUUGUGGGCAAUUCCAGAGAAUUCAGUACCUACUUAGGCAAGAGGAGGUGCGCCAUCUUGCCUUUGCACACCAGUCACCAGAAUGAGGAAACUUGUCUCAAGUGUUUGUAACCACAGGGUUGUCUAUUGAGAGUUUUUCUGUUAAGGUAAGUGCACGACUUCACAAGGACCCCUCGGUGUGGCUGACUGGAGAGUCCUGUGAGAGGACAGCACUUGAGCUACUCUGGCUGCAUAGACGGAAGGGCUCAUUUUCUGUGUGGUGCCAGUUGUGUCUCCACAGCAGCCGUGCCCCGUGGCCUUCAGCAGCCUCCCUGCUCACCCCAUUAGUUUCCAGUCUUCUUUCUUUCUCACCAUUUAUGUUCCCCUCGCUGCCCCAUCCGGGCUUUCUCUCCCACUUCCAUGACUCCAGGAAUAGCCAGUGUGUAAACAAGGUAAGGUCAUAAGCAAGAGGAAGUCUCAGUUCCCAGGAAUCCAUUGCUAGUUGAUUGCCAGGUGUGUUGUAAAUAGAUCCUCACACUCCACGCCUGGAUGCCCAGGGAGUGCCAUCCUCUGCCUAGAAAAGGGCCUGUGGACCUGCCCUCGGGCCGAGUGUGACCACAGCUCCUGAGGACGGGCUGGCACUGCACAGGGGAUGUGGUCCCCUAGGCACAUGCUCCAUAGGGCACCUGCUCUGCUUCAGUCACCGGCCACUUGGGCGGGUUGGUUCAGUCUUUGCUAGUGGAGUUCUUUGUGCUUUGGGCACCUUUCUCUUUUUGCAGCCAGUUUCUGUUCACUUGCCUUACAGCUUUACAGGCAUCGUUCCCCAGCUUUGUUUUGCAGGGUUUGGAGGAUUACGCUGGGAUAGCGUAGGAUGGUGGGUCUCUGCUACACGCAGAGAUAGAGCAGAGCAAUAACUGGCAAGAUGUGAUGCCAGGUGUGCUUGUGAGGUGCUCAGAGACAGCAGAGAGAACGCGGGAGGGCAGGAGCAGCAGCACACAGGUUUAUAAAAUAACUCACCGCCACAUCUGUCGAACACUGCAGGGGACCCUGCCAGAGGUGCAGGGGCUAGAGUUGCCAGCACUACAGGCUGGGGCCACACGAGGAGCGUGGUCCUGCAUCCCGUCCUCCCUGGGUUCAUUGCAGGCUCCAACUCUUAUGGCCCCAGUGUCUUCAGUGGGAGUGAGGGUGGGUAAUGGUGACCAACACUGACAGUUUUUGUGGCCCGUCCUUGACAUGCCUUGUCGUUUGUGAACUGCGGCACCGUGCUGUGUCACAGGCCAACUUGCUGUUGGUAAGUAGACUGGGCUCCCCCCAGGCGCGCUGUCUGGGGGGGUCUGAAGAGUGAGUGCCGUCAGCACCAUUCACAGACGUGGAGGACUGUGCUCGGGUUUGCAGGGCUGGGCAGCACUUCCAUGGACCAGUGUGUGGAGAUAGAAAAGCCACCGUCCCGACUGGCCAUGCCCACAAGAAGCAGUACUGCCUGUGGCCACAUCUGCGCCAGCUGGGACCGCACUGCCCCUGGGAGCAUCAGGGAAGCGCUGGGCCCACGCUCCACUGCGCGGCAGGAGCUCACGCACCACACAAUCCCUGCCUUCCUGGCCGGCUGUGUCUUUUCUCACGAACUGUGUUGGGAGCAAUAGCAUAAGGAAUAUGUGCUUUCUUCCCUUCGGGUACACGUUCACACCCCGUUCCCCACACUCCAUUCUUCCUUCCCUAGACUCUCCCUCCACAGAGGUAUGGAGAAGGCCGGAGACGAAAGCUCUCUAAUGAGGACAGAUGGAGAUCUCUUAACCACUCCUCAUAAUAAGCCCAAUAAAGCAAGAAACCAA
Lemur catta (Ring-tailed lemur) is the source of this 4833-nucleotide messenger RNA. It is a transcript of the gene VPS39, whose product is annotated as VPS39 subunit of HOPS complex. NCBI's taxonomy places the organism in Eukaryota, Metazoa, Chordata, Mammalia, Primates, Lemuridae. Bases 177 to 2804 code for a protein of 875 amino acids. Gene Ontology annotation, cellular component: membrane; cytoplasm. Gene Ontology annotation, biological process: autophagy; intracellular protein transport; endosomal vesicle fusion. The transcript has 25 exons. Gene Ontology annotation, molecular function: protein binding. The record is from RefSeq and is a predicted model, not a curated record.